UCCCCAGCAAUGGACGACUUAAACAGGACAGGACAAAUAAUGUCUGUUCAGAAAAUCUCCGAGUCAUUGUAUGUGGGAUUGUGUCUCAAGAUAGGGACCCCACAACAGGUGGCCUCCAGGAGAGAUAUACAAGACAUUGAAGAUAUGUUAACAAACAACGGAGUUAUAAAUAAGCAGAUGACAACGAUGCUGAGUGGGAGUCGUAGAGAAGGGUUCAGACUGAGUGGAUCAGACAUGGACUUCAUGCUUUGGCCAAAUAACCACCGAGUGAUCUGGGACUUCUCUCAGUGUCAGUUUUACAACACACAAGAACAUGCACUGAUUCUCUGUGACAGUUCUGAGAGUCCACCAGGAUUCACUUUACUAUGGUUACCAUUAGACAGAACUAGUCAUAGAGUGAUGUCAGCGUGUGUAAGGAUGAAUGGAAUGCUCUAUAUAUCAAGUUCAAAGUACAGAGAGAUAAAGUGUUCUCUAGGUAUAGCUGGUUCUACACCACAUGGACCGUGUAGCAGUGGAACAUUAAAUGGUGUACUUGAAUACGAUCAUGCCCAUUGCUUUGUGAGUGACUUCUGGCCUCCGUCUGCCUCCCCAUGGAAAGACAGAUGCCACUCAUGGCCACUACCUCAUGUUGUCAACGACAUCAUACGAAAUGGAUGUCACGUAGUAGCAAUAGGACACAAAUUAGGAAAUCAUACAGACAACGAAUGGAGAAUUUCUUUCUCUCAGGCAGAAUACAAACUUGUGUGUUCAAUGAAUCACACACAAUUCCUGACGUAUGGAUUACUAAAAUUGUUCUUAAAGGAAAUAAUUGAUAAGGGAUUAAAAAAUGAAGAGAAACUACUGUGUUCGUAUCAUAUGAAAACGGCCGUUUUUUGGGCAAUUCAGCAAAAUACACUUUCUCACUGGUGUCCACAAAAUCUUCUGACCGGUUUCUGGGUCUGCUUUAAGCUUCUUCUUAAAUGGGUUUACGAGGGAGUGUGUACUAAUUUUUUCAUUCCAGAAAACAACAUGUUUCUCAGCAAAAUCUAUGGUGAAGCACAAAAAACAUUAUUUGCGCGAAUGUAUAGGUUGUAUGAGAAGGGCAUACCAUUGCUGUUACACAGUCCCUCCAUCGCGUCUUACAUCAUUAAUGUUCUGUGUAAUCCCAGACUCACUAUUUGUACCGAUGAACACACUCUGAUCUCUGAGGUUAAAGUUGAUGAAGAAAUUUUCAGAGAGAUGAUUAACAAUGAUUCAAUAUGCACAUCGAACUUAAAUGAAUGUGAAAAAUAUCUACAUACGGUAGAACAAUUCAUAGGUUUACCUCUGACACAGUAUCAAGUUGUCGUGUUACAGAAAUUUACAGCUAACAUCCUUCAGCUUACCGCAUUUUUUUUAGACAACAUGUACACUAGCGCAGGGUUCAACAAACAGUUGUUUAUUACAAACAAAAUAUCCUGUCACGCGCUGAAAUUUGCUGCUAAGUUUGGAUUUGUUUCUGACAUGUUAUACAUUGCAAUGUAUUAUAACAAAACAUUCCGUUACAGUAAGGCUUUAUCUGUUAUAGAUAAAACAAAGGUCAAGUUUGCACUGCCAUGUCUGAUGUAUGAGAGGCAUGUAGACCGAGAGAGGUAUAACGAGGCUGUAGGGGAACAGUCCUUGUCUACAAAGAUGAGACAGGCUGUAUCAAUGAAUAUCAAACUUGACAAUGAUAUCUUUUAUAUCAAUGAAUUAAUGCCCGAACAACAGUAUAGUAAACAAAACAUUCAGCCUUUCUUGUGUAUCCCACCCCUUGUACUGUUGUAUAUGCUAGAGUUAUUGUGCUCUAGACAUGUCGACACACUGAGAGCACAGAGAGCUUUAGAUGAUCUACAAGUCCUAGUCCACCAUGAUCAGGGUGAGUUAGUGCCUGUACACCUCAGAGCCAUUGUUAUUAUAUACAUGUAUUCUAUUUAUUUAUUUGAUGUGUUUAAGUUGUCUAUAUAA
This is a messenger RNA of Magallana angulata, 1965 nucleotides long. RefSeq lists its product as uncharacterized. The transcript has 2 exons. Bases 10 to 1965 code for a protein of 651 amino acids. The record is from RefSeq and is a predicted model, not a curated record. NCBI's taxonomy places the organism in Eukaryota, Metazoa, Mollusca, Bivalvia, Ostreida, Ostreidae.